This is a messenger RNA of Brassica oleracea var. oleracea, 611 nucleotides long. RefSeq names its product 60S ribosomal protein L23. The record is from RefSeq and is a predicted model, not a curated record. The transcript has 4 exons. The coding region runs from base 47 to 469 and encodes 140 amino acids. Lineage: Eukaryota; Viridiplantae; Streptophyta; Magnoliopsida; Brassicales; Brassicaceae. Gene Ontology annotation, cellular component: cytosolic large ribosomal subunit; ribosome. Gene Ontology annotation, biological process: translation. Gene Ontology annotation, molecular function: structural constituent of ribosome; large ribosomal subunit rRNA binding.
ACUGCAAUCGGAACUCUUCCUAAAGGAGAGCUGCUACUCUGCAACCAUGUCGAAGCGUGGAAGAGGAGGAACCUCUGGUAACAAGUUCAGGAUGUCACUGGGUCUUCCAGUGGCAGCCACCGUGAACUGUGCUGACAACACCGGAGCCAAGAACCUUUACAUCAUCUCCGUUAAAGGUAUCAAGGGUCGUCUUAACCGUCUGCCAUCAGCCUGUGUUGGUGACAUGGUUAUGGCUACUGUCAAGAAGGGUAAACCUGAUCUCCGUAAGAAGGUUCUGCCUGCUGUCAUUGUUAGGCAGAGGAAGCCAUGGCGCCGGAAGGAUGGUGUCUUCAUGUACUUCGAAGAUAAUGCCGGUGUCAUUGUCAAUCCCAAGGGUGAAAUGAAGGGUUCUGCUAUCACUGGACCAAUCGGAAAGGAGUGUGCUGACCUGUGGCCAAGGAUCGCUAGUGCUGCAAACGCUAUCGUUUAAAUUCUAUCUUUUUGUGCUUGUUGAACUCGUCACUGUUGAGGAUGCUUUGUUUUUGUCAUAGACUUGUGUUAUGCCUUAAUCUUGAUUCUAGUUUCUAUAAAAUUUUGGUUUCUCGUGCCAGUUAUUAUGAUUUGGUUCACUA